Girardinichthys multiradiatus is the source of this 2698-nucleotide messenger RNA. RefSeq names its product protein kinase, cAMP-dependent, catalytic, beta b (gene prkacbb). The transcript is spliced from 11 exons. Gene Ontology annotation, molecular function: cAMP-dependent protein kinase activity; ATP binding. Gene Ontology annotation, cellular component: cAMP-dependent protein kinase complex; nucleus. Bases 478 to 1542 code for a protein of 354 amino acids. The record is from RefSeq and is a predicted model, not a curated record. NCBI's taxonomy places the organism in Eukaryota, Metazoa, Chordata, Actinopteri, Cyprinodontiformes, Goodeidae. Gene Ontology annotation, biological process: peptidyl-serine phosphorylation.
UCAAAGAACUGACAUGUCACCCCUUAUCUGUGGACACAAAUACUCCAAAAAACGCGGAAGCCAACACGGACCGGUAUCUUGUCACCGACAUCUCAGGCCAAUCCGAGCCCAGAGCUCGGCGCCCAGAAUGCGGCUGAGCAGCCGGAGAAAGCUGGAGGAGCAGCAGCUUAUAGCCUGAUAUACAAGUGACCGCUAGCCUCAUAUCAGCCGCGCAGACAUCACUGAAGUAGCAGCAGCGGAAAUCUUCCAGCGGGAAGGAGGGGGGGAGGCAGAAGGAAGAAGAGCGAGGGGACGGGCAAGAAGAAGGGAUACGGGACAUUAUUUGAUCCGACUAGAGUAAAUGUUUACGUUGAUUCGGUUUCAGCUGUUUUAACGAGCUAAACACACACACACACACACAUCGGCAAGAAGGUUAGCUAGCCGCCGCCACCUUCUCCUCCUCCUAUUAGUCGGAGCGACCGCCGUGUCUUCCACACCAUGGGGAACGCUGCAACGGCCAAGAAGGGCAACGAGCUGGAGAGCGAGACUUUUGUGAAAGAGUUUCUAGCCAAAGCCAAAGAAGAUUUCUUACGGAAAUGGGAAUGCCCACCACAGUGCACAACGUGCCUAGAUGACUUUGACCGGAUAAAGACUCUGGGUACCGGCUCAUUUGGAAGAGUCAUGCUGGUCAAACACAAAGGGACAGAGCAAUACUUUGCCAUGAAAAUCCUGGACAAGCAGAAGGUGGUGAAACUCAAGCAAAUAGAACACACAUUAAAUGAAAAGCGGAUAUUACAAGCCGUGAGCUUUCCUUUUCUCGUCAAACUUGAGUACGCAUUUAAGGACAACUCCAAUUUGUACAUGGUUAUGGAGUACGUUCCAGGAGGAGAGAUGUUCUCUCACUUAAGACGAAUUGGAAGAUUCAGUGAACCACACGCGCGAUUUUACGCUGCCCAGAUAGUGCUGACGUUUGAGUACCUACAUUCGUUAGACCUCAUUUACAGAGAUCUAAAACCUGAGAACCUUCUCAUUGACCACCACGGCUACAUUCAGGUGACCGACUUUGGAUUUGCCAAGCGAGUAAAAGGCAGAACCUGGACGUUGUGUGGAACACCGGAGUACCUGGCGCCAGAAAUCAUUCUAAGCAAAGGCUAUAACAAAGCUGUGGACUGGUGGGCUCUCGGAGUUCUCAUCUAUGAAAUGGCAGCUGGUUACCCUCCGUUCUUUGCAGAUCAGCCGAUUCAGAUCUAUGAAAAGAUCGUGUCUGGAAAGGUACGAUUUCCGUCCCACUUUAGCUCUGAUUUAAAGGACCUGUUAAGAAACCUGCUGCAGGUAGACCUGACCAAACGCUACGGAAACCUGAAGAAUGGAGUCAAUGACAUCAAAGGCCACAAGUGGUUCGCCACAACAGACUGGAUCGCAAUCUACGAGCGAAAGGUUGAAGCUCCAUUCAUACCAAAAUGCAGAGGCCCCGGGGACACCAGCAACUUCGACGAUUACGAAGAGGAGGAGAUCCGUGUUUCUGUAACGGAAAAAUGUGCAAAGGAGUUUGCGGAGUUUUAAGAAACAAGAACAUGGAUAUAUCAGGGAAAUAUAAAGGGGACCUUUGCACUCUAUUAAAAGACUCUGGAUGGAACGAGGACCAUCUUUUUGUUUUUUCAGAUCUACGUAGUCCCUUCAUACCACAAGGUUGAAGGAGGUCGCCGUGAUCCUUGAGUGUCGAUACCCGCUCACCGUCAAAACACCUGCGUAUUAAAGAAGACACGUCACUUUUUCUUUUUACUUUUCUUUUUUGUCACUUUGAAGGCAGUUAGUUUUGAAUGUUUUUAUUCCCAACUGAAGUGUGUGGACAAACAGACUGUGGGGUGUAACAGUCCACACUGUGACUUCUCUGUGGCCAUUUGGCACACAGUAGAGUGGGUCAUUUUCAUUCUCUUUCUUCAUCAGCGGUGUAAAAUUGAAGUCCGCAUCAGAUUAAGUUGAGCCAGCCACAUUUGGUCCUAUUUGCAUAUCUGAGUUUUUCAGGAUGAAGAAACACAAUGAGUGUUUAAAGCAUGGCCAAAUAGAAAAUAUCUGGCUGACACAAGAAGAGAAGUCCUUUCCUUUCUUUGCUUUUUGCCUUAGAAAGCCAAGUCCCUCACCUCACCAGAACUCAAUCUUUUAUUUUUUAUUUUGGUAUUCUGACCUAGACACAUCAGGCCAUUGCAGAAAAUGACAAAUGCAUUAGAUAAAAUGCAAGUCCACUUGUUUGCUUGAUCCGUUUGGGUCUGAUAGGUACUUUUUAAAGUUAUUCUCUGCCAUCUUAUUGUUUUUGUUAAUUUUUUUUUGUCCUUGUGUUUAAAAUUAUUAGUCAUUGUCCCUUGGGUUUUGGGUCUCCUCGGGACCUUUUGUCACAAGUCUGUGGGAAAAAAAUGCAAAUUCAUGUGUUGAAGAGGUUUUAAGAGACGGAAAGGGAAAUAUACAUAUUUAUUAUACAUCACCCCAAAUAAAUUUGUUUUAUUCUUGUGACAGAAUGUAGGUUUGCGACUUCUAGGUAUGCGUGUUUGAAAGCUUGAUUUCGAAGUUUCUCACAGAACACUGGCUAAACUGAAGACCGCUCCUUUGUGUCACAUUGUAACCCUGUUCCUGUUUAGCUCAUAACAUCAUACGUAUAUGCAUUGUUUCAUAAGUUUUUAUUUAUACACAUUAGAGAUGCUAAUAAAUUUUAUUUUUAAAAGUG